CGGGCUACCGAAAAUAAGUUGAAAUAUUGCACAAACCGGGAGGAAACUCAAACUGUCAGUGUCAACUCAAUUUUUAAGUUUAAAACAAAAUUAUAUUUUAAAGAUUGGAUACGCAUGUAUGUAACAACAGCUUAAUGUGGAGAUACCCUAGUUAUUAUAGCACAUUACAUCGUUCACAGGACAACAGCUGAACGGGAAUAAGUACUUGUAUGUUCACAAAACCAGUAACAAGAUGACAUUACGACAACAGAAAUUUGCAGAGGAUGUCAACACCGCUAUUGCACUCUGUGAGCAGUACAAAUGGCCAUUUACAGACUUUCAUCAGACAGAUAAUUCCUUGUCAUUUGCUCUCACUAAGAACAACAUAAAACAACUCAUUACUGUGUGGAUAUCGGAGGAUUAUCCAGAGAACACACUGAUUACUAGGCAAGACAAACCGGAGGACUCGGAGCACAGCAGUGACACCAUCAAAACAAUCAUCAUAGCUCUCAAUAAAGAGGUUAGCAGUGGAGGCAUUGAGAGAUCUGUGAGCAUGGAGACAGACGAAUCGAAUUAUGAAGACUGUCAGGCGGAAUUCAGCUCAGAUGAUGGGGAGGAUGUUGUAGAUGAUUACUACCAGUUAGUAGAGGAUACAAAUGAGGAUGUGGAAAUAAACCCUGUACUUGCCUUGGAUAUGGAGAAAUUGACACGAUGUUAUGGUGAUCAUGUGAUGGACUACAGAGCCUUAGAAUCCAUUGAUGAAAUUGACAUUGAGAUCAAAAUCAACCUUUCGUCCUUGUUAGAGAGAGAGGUGGCUGAAGCAUGGAAUCUGGACCAGAAGCAACCGGUGGUCAUCAGACUAAACCUGUCACUGACCAGGUACCUGGACACUCCCAGUCCUCCUAAAGUACAAGUGCUGCAUUCCUCCAAAAGUGGCAUUGUCAGUCAGCUGCAAAAGAUUUUGAGCUACUUCGUCAAUGACCAAUGGCCUCGUGUUAGUAACUCCUCACUACAGCAGAUGUUUUUGGAGGCAGAGCAGAAGACACAGACAACCAUUCAGAAACCACAGCCAAGUACAGAGGAGUCAGUGGUGACAGCCAAUGAUAAAAACAUCGCACGUCUGAUGGAGAUGGGGUUCACAGCUGACCAGGCUCUUAACGCUCUCGCUGUCAGUAAUGGAGACCUGUUAUUGGCUGUCAAUUACCUGAUGGGUCACCGAGUCAGCUCUCAGGGAUCAACAAGCACAGCAUCAAACCCCGAGUGUUCCACAUCUUCAGGUCCCAGUGGUCAAUUACUUUAUCAUCGCCAGAUAUCUACCCCCCUCAGCAAAAAACGCAUCAAGAAAGUCAGUCGACUGCACUCCGUGGAACCUAAAUCUGUUGAGCCGGAGGUCAUUGAUUUGACUGGGGAUGGAGAUGACCUAAAUUUGAUGCCUACAUCCACAUGGUUUGGGAGAAAUUCCAAAAGAGUCCCGAGUCCAAAUUUAGGGUUUCUGAUCCAGGUGUACCAAUAUGCUAAACAAAGAUUACCCACUCUUAAUGAGUUUUGUGUUGUCUGUGAUGAUGCUCAUGUCUUUCAAAACGGAGCUAUGUUAAAGCCAUCGGUGUGUUCUCGGGAACUGUGUGUGUUUGCUUUUCAAACGCUCGGUGUUAUGGCGGACGCUGCCGAGUCUGUAGCUACAGGAGCAGAGGUAGUAGAUUUGUUGAUUGCCAUGACCCGGGCGGCAUGCAAUUCACCGAGAAAAAAUGCCAUUUUUUCACCAUAUCCCACAGUGGUUGAUCCCUCCCGUUCCACGGAGCUGGCCCUCAAUCCAAAGGAAAAAAAUUACGACAAAGUAAAAAAGAUCCUGCAGUGCAUCCCACCGACUGAACAACUGGUGAAAACCGACUCCUCAAAGAUUAAGAAGAGUUUGGAUGAACAGGACAAACUGGCUUAUCCAUUACUUCAGUGGGUGAUUUCAAGUAACAGAUCUCAUAUUGUAAAGCUACCAAAGGAGAGGCGUUUGGAGUUCAUGAGAACCCCUCAUCAGUAUUUGUUGCUGAACAGUCCUCCAGCAAAGGAGAAGGUCUUCAGAGAUCUGAAAAAACAGCAUGGGAGCACAUUCGCCUUUCAUGGAUCUGGUAUUGAGAACUGGCAUUGCAUCAUCAGAGAAGGUUUGAUAGUAGCUUCCGGAACAAAACUGCAGGUAAAUGGAGCCGCCUAUGGAAAAGGAAUUUAUCUGAGCCCUAACUCAUCGACAUCAUUUGGAUAUUCCAGGAUGGGCUAUGGCUACAAAAAAACUCCACAGAAUCGAUUGUCCCAGGCACGUUUCCUCGAUCACGGAGUCAGCAUGACAUGCAUUGCACUGUGUGAAGUGAUCACACAUCCAUCCCUGAAGAAGUCUGGCAGUAUCUGGGUGUCUCCGGAGUCGGAUUAUGUGUGUACCCGCUUCUUUUUCGUGUAUGAGAGCGGGCAGUCUGGGGAAGAAGUAGAUACACAGAACCAGAAAUAUCUGAAGCUCAUCAUGACAGCUGUUAACUACAGGGCGUAAUGUGUAGACUGAAGCGGGCCAGGGAAUCAUCAGUCUAACUCUAAUUACAUUUCACAUACUCACUUUGCAAGCAUUUAACGACAUCACAUUGAAGGUCACAUUCUAAUGAUCCAAGGCAAUGGAUAUUUAUGAGACUUCACCAGCCAAUCACAUGACUGCAAAUAUUGAAGAUUUGUUUUUACUUUUUGUUUGCACAUUCAGUUGACAUCUUCAUAUCGCCUCAGUCACUCAGUGACCUACUGGGAUUAAUGGAUGUCUGUUGAGAGUCUGUGUUCAUAGUUACAAUGUACGAUGUCAUCAUCAAAUCUUGGACGAGUAAGGAUGUCUCUACCAAAUAGUGAAAUUCUGAUCUUUUCAUCUCUAUUGUGUUGUUAAAAAGAUUUCGCACAUGAAAAUUUUGGUAAGAUACACCAGUCCUCCAAACAACCAGCAGCAGUUUCAUUGGGUGACAAAAAGGUCGCGCUCAAGUGAUCGGAUUGGUAUGUUAGAUCCUUGUGUAGCAAAGGGGAUUGCUCAUGCUAAAGAUAUUUUUAGCUCCUAUGAGCUUUCAGCUUAAGUGAACUUCUCUGAUCACUUUUGUCCAGCAUCUGAUUGCAAACUUUUAACAUUUUUGACUUCUUCUCCAGAACCAUAUGGUUUAUAUCAGCCAAAUUUGCCACAAAGUAUCAUGCUUAUCGUAUGGAUGCUUAUUGUAUUCAUCCCAUCUGUCAGAAGCUUGAUCCUUGAUAAUUUUGAAUUGCAAUUGAUAGAGUUCUCAUAUUUCAUAUGUGUAUUCCUUUUGACAAGGCCUUUAUUUUGUACCAAAGUUAUUUACCUUGUGACUGUGAAGUUUGAUUUUGACCUACUUUUAAAGAAAAUGUAACCUAGGCAAUAUUUUCUGAAGUAUUUAGGGCUUUCAUAUUUUGUAUAUAAUUUCCUUAUUAAUGGCAAGAAACUUCAUUUGAUGCUAUGAUGUUUAACCUUGUGACCUGGGAGUUUAACCCAAAUUCCAAAACUUUAACCGAGUUUGCAGAUUAGUUUUGAAGGGGGAUUGAUGCGUCUUUCAUAAUUCAUGUAUACAUUCCUUGUGACAACACCUUCCAUUUUGGUACCAGAGUUUUUUUUACCUACAUUGUACAAAAAUGAAAAGUUCCCUAAACAAUAUCUUCUGAACUUUUUUUUUAGGUAGGACUCUCAUAUCUUAUGUAUAGAUUCCUUGUGGCAAGACCUUAUAUUUCAUACCUUAAAUUUUUUUCAUGUACCCAGUGACCUUGUUCAUAAUAUUAUGUAUCAUGGUUAUGUUGGGACCCUAUGGAGCUAGGUUAGGCCACAAUAUGCAGUCAACAUUUUUCAUGAGAAUAAAGAUUGCAAAAAAAAAACCUGUUCAAAAUCACAAUAGCAGAACAGCAGGGCCACGGUGACUCCGUCACCGGUACAUGUAAGUGAUGUGGCCCAUCAGCCUCCUGUUAUGUUUUGCACUUUUCACCAAUCAUGAUGAAUGGAAAGAGCUAGUGUAUAUAAACAUUGUUAUUGAUUUUAUAUAAUAUGUAAAUUAAAUAUAAUUGACAUGAAAUAUUAAAGAAAGACAACAA
This is a messenger RNA of Ostrea edulis (European flat oyster), 4080 nucleotides long. RefSeq names its product protein mono-ADP-ribosyltransferase PARP6-like. Bases 233 to 2509 code for a protein of 758 amino acids. The transcript is spliced from 23 exons. Gene Ontology annotation, biological process: endoplasmic reticulum unfolded protein response. NCBI's taxonomy places the organism in Eukaryota, Metazoa, Mollusca, Bivalvia, Ostreida, Ostreidae. Gene Ontology annotation, cellular component: endoplasmic reticulum tubular network; intracellular anatomical structure; membrane. Gene Ontology annotation, molecular function: NAD+ poly-ADP-ribosyltransferase activity; protein serine/threonine kinase activator activity; kinase binding. The record is from RefSeq and is a predicted model, not a curated record.